AUGUAUCUAGACGGCCGUCGGGAUGCUGGGCACCGUGGGUACUCUCUACAGCAGUCCACGAGACCACAGACCCUCGGCUAUGGGCUUUCAGACUCACCGGUCGCACAGGCUGCCUGGGUUUAUGAAAAAUACAGAGAUUGGUCGCAUCAUGAUGGCAAUCUGGAGGCGGUGUUUAAAAAGGACGAGAUGCUCGACACGAUCAUGUUGUACUGGAUCUCUAACUCUGGCACUUCAUCCGCACGUCAUUAUUGGGAGAACCAGUUCGAUUGCACCGCAUGGCCCAUAGACAUACCGGUUGGCGUGAGUUGGUUCGGCGGCGAUAAUAGUUAUGCACCAAAGGAAUGGUGCGAAAGGUACUACAAGAACAUUAUACAUUGGAAGGAGACGGCUAGAGGUGGCCACUUUGCGGCAUGGGAGGAACCAGACGUCUUUGUUGCGGAGAUACGCGAGUGGCGAAGCAAAAUCAGGUGA
Molecule: messenger RNA, 471 nt
Organism: Penicillium waksmanii
Lineage: Eukaryota; Fungi; Ascomycota; Eurotiomycetes; Eurotiales; Aspergillaceae
Product: alpha/beta fold hydrolase
Exons: 1
Coding region: 1-471 (156 amino acids)
Biological process (GO): epoxide metabolic process
Molecular function (GO): epoxide hydrolase activity
Source: RefSeq, a predicted model, not a curated record